AUGGCGGCCCGUCCGCUUGUAACUGUGUACGAUGAAAAGUACGAGGCUACUCAAGCUCAAAUCAAAUUGCCUGCGGUUUUUCGCGCUCCUAUCAGGCCGGAUGUUGUCAGCUUCAUUCACGAUCAAGUUCUCAAGAACAAACGACAAGCUCACGCUGUCUCGACUAAAGCAGGUAAUUUUUUUAAUACGAUAUUUUCUCAUUUUGAUGCAUUGUGCAUAGGUAAAACUGAAAAGUUCCUUUGAGGAUCCUUAAAAGAUCCUGAGAGGGAGAUAAAAAGCUUCCUCUAAAAGCUCCUAAAAUGAUAUAAAAAAGCUUUUGAGCACCUUUUUCAUAGCCUCAGAGGAUCCUCUUUGAAUCCUCUCGGAUCUUUUUAGUUGCUUUCCAGCAUCCUUUUUGUCAGAGGAUGUGAAAAAGAUGCAAAAAAGAAUUGAAAUGAUGUGAAAAAGAUCUGCUGGGGACCCUUUCAAGGUCUUUUUUUGAGAAAAGCUUUUGGGGAGCUUUUCAGUUUUGCCCGAGUGUGUUUAUUCUUUAUGCCCCAUUCAGAAUUGAUUUGAAGAGCGCUGCGAAACAGUUUUUCUGGUUGAAAUUUUUGCUCAUAGGGAUUCAGAAAAGUUCAAAAUAGCCGAAUUUUCAAUUCUGAUUUUAGUUCAAAUGAGGGUUUUUGAAUAUUGCGUUCAAGAAUAACUAUAUAUUUAUAUCUACUCUAAUGAUUUUAAAAAAAAACUAUGUUCAAGGUAUGCAACACUCCGCGGAGUCUUGGGGUACUGGUCGCGCUGUGGCUCGUAUUCCACGUGUUCGUGGCGGCGGUACUCACCGCUCUGGUCAGGGAGCUUUUGGAAACAUGUGUCGUGGAGGACAUAUGUUCGCUCCUUUGAAGGUGUGGAGACGCUGGCACCGCCGUGUUAAUAUCGCUCAAAAACGAUAUGCCGUUACUUCUGCCAUCGCUGCUUCCGGCGUUCCUGCUCUUGUCCAAGCUCGCGGGCAUGUUAUUGACAAGGCCAGUUCCGUUUUUUUUUUAAAUUUUUCAAACAAUUACAGCAUUAUCAAUGUAUAAAUAACAAACAGGCUUUUCACGAAAAUCUGAAUGGAACAAAAUGAUUUGAAAAGGAUUUCGCGAAGAUUCUAGCCUUCAUAUAGAUAAAAGGAUGACUAAAUUUGGAAAGCCAUGCCAUGUUCCGAGUAAUUUCAGCGAUUUUUAAAAUUGACGCUUUAUUCGUUCAAAAUCAUUUUUGGGAAAGGCAGAAUUAAGGUUCUAGGAGCCUUAAGAAAUAAACGGGUCCUACACGAUAUAUCACAGUAUGUGAAUUCUUACGUGUGGUUUUAAAAUUUUCAAUAGACAAUGCCCAAAAUUUUUAAAACUUUGAGUUCGUUCGUAAAAGUUAAAAUAAAUUUUCAUAUAUUGCGGUAUAUCGUUGUAGGACUUUUUUUUACGCCCUCCCGAAAUUACAGUUUCGACUGGUUCCCGAACAGCGAUGAACGCGUCACUUUUAAAAGCCCCAAACUUACUAUGAAAAACAACACGGCAUCUGAAAAUUUCGGAUUUGUUUGGGGAUUUUCUACUAGAAUUUCCAAUUCGCGCGUAAAACUUACUGUGAAAAAUCAUUCAGCGAUAUAUCGCUGUAGGAAUUAUUUUUCUGCCCCUUCACGGAAUUCCGAUUCUGUUUAUUCCCCGAAAUCAUUCUAAAGGCAUAACUCUUCAAUUUUGAAAUCGCCAAAAAUUACUUCGAACACGGCAAUCGAUUUAAUUAAUAAUAUGUUUCUUAAGUACUUUAUUUCGCGUACGAAAAUGUCAUUUUUUGCGAAUAGUUGUAGUUUUUUCAGGUUGCCGAAGUUCCCUUCGUGGUGAGCGAUAAAGUUGAAUCAUUCCGCAAGACCAAGGAAGCUGUCACCUUUUUGCGUCGUUCCCAUCUGUGGGAGGAUAUCGAGAAGGUUCGGUCUUGUUUAAAAUUGAAGUUCAUUGAUAUUGGAGUGUUCAUCGAACAAAACGAAAAUGGUUCCAAAAAAAAAAUGCGCCAUUACAAAAUAGAAAAAAAAAACAUAACUUUGGUUUGCCUAACACUUCCUCAGAAGUCGAACUAACCUAUGGUUUCAAAAUUUUCAUCAUUUUUUCUUUAUUAAAGGCUGACGCCGAAACAAGCAUGCAUGUGCAAGGCGGCCGGUCGUAUUACGGUAAUCAAGCUAGGUUUUUGGGUUAUAAAGGGAAAACUUAGGUACUCUGUGUGACGUAACUUGUCUUGUAACCUCGAGAAAUAGGUCCUGAACGAAUCGCGAAGAGAAAAGUUCGAAAAAUUUCCUGGCUUCGAAACUGACGGCGCAAUUCAAUGCGUUAUAACAGUAAGAAGGGUGAGAAGUUAAUGUGAAAAAUGCAAUGUUGUGAUAAGGUUUUUUUCAAUAAAAUUUCUUCGAAGUUUGUGAGUGGAAAUAAAUUUAUAAAUAAAGAUAUUAAUAUAUAUAUAUUGACCGGCCGCCGUAGCACUGUCUCAAACAUGCGUGCAGAAGAUGAACAUUUUUUGUAAAGUUUCAAGUUUUUUCUAAUGGGCAAAUUCGAUUUAUCAAAAACCUUUUUGCCUUUCGUUAUUGACGCGUUCAAAGCUAGUUUGACGAGCGCAGUGCAACAUUUUUUCUGAUCCAAAUGUUCGAGCCGAAGCGCAGCGGCUUUCCGCUGCGUGAUUGGAUGGCUGCGCGUUUCUGGCAUAUGACCGAGAGCAACUUUUUUUUUUCAAGAUUUUAUCGAAAAACUGUUUUGCCACGCGCGUGAAAUUAGCUUUGAACGCGACAUAAACGAGAAUAACUUUUACAACGCGCGUCAAAUAAGUUUUAAACGCGGCAUAUGAUAUUUCGAGUCUCAAAGUGAAUACCAAGAGAGAACCGUUUAGAUCUCCCUGGGGGCUCGUGAAAUUCUUCUAUUACGAAACGUUCUUAAAGGCUGAUAUCAAAUUCAUAGUUAAAACAGAAAAGCAUCCUUUGAGGAUGCUCGAAGGAUCCUAAGAGAAAGCUUUUGACCUAUUUUUUUCAUAGCCAAAUCUGUUCAGCCCGUCAGAUCAGGCACACUGUAUGUUAAAAUUGUGCGUACACCAAUAGCGGUUUUCGCGCGAUUUCUUCGUUAAUAACGAGUUUUUUUGUACGAAAAAAUGAACAAAUUCGAAUAAAAACAAUUAGAACUUUCAAUGAUACAGCUUUAAUAAUUAAGAUUUUUGCAAACUCUACCAAGCCUUGAAAAAAGGCCUAAUUUGGGGAGUGCGUGUUUAGUCAGUGAAAAGAAUUUUUUAACUGUAAUUUUUUAUUUAUUAUUGUCGAAAAUAGCCUUUUUAAUUUUAAUAAACAGAAAAAAUGGUUCAUUAUGGCCAGCGGAGUGAAAACCGGACGGGUCCCUGUAGGUCUGAACUGGUGUGUAGACUCAGCGAAAACUUUUUUGAAUCUACUUAAAUCUUUUUUUAGUUGCUCUCCGGCAUCUUUUUUUAAGGAUGUGAAAAAGAUGCGAAAAUGAAAUAAAAUAAGAUGAAAAAAAAAUCUGAUGUGAACCCUUUCAAGGUCUUUCUUUGAGAAAAGCUUUUGAGGAGCUUUUCCGUUUUGCCCGAGUUACCCAUAUAAAUAUAUAUGAUUGGACGGCUCUGCCUUUUUUUGGCAAAUGUCCAAUAUAAAUUUAUCUAUGCUAUGUGCUCGUUUCUACGUAUUAGGAUAUAAUAAAUAUUUUACUUCAACAACUACGUUUUUCUAGCAAAAAUAUAACAAUAUAAAUUUAUUUUUCAAAAUAUUUUUCUCGCCAGGUAGGCGGGGCCAACCAACCAAGCUGUAAGAACCUGCUGCAAUUCCGCUCGGGCUUUUGAACCAGAAAAACUUUUGCUACGAGCGUCAAAUGAGCUUUGAACGCAGCAUAAAAUUAGAAUCAUCUGAGCUCCUAAAAAUGUGUUCCCUUUUCAAAAGAAAAAACCAAAUAUCAGCUUUGGAUUGUGUGAGAAUUGUUAGUAAACUUCAACCAAAGUAUAUCAUAUGAAUUAGAAAUUUUUAAGGUCUACAACUCCAAACGCACUCGGGCUGGAAAAGGAAAGAUGCGCAAUCGCCAGCACAAACAAAAGUUGGGACCACUCGUCAUCUAUGGACAAGAUGCUGAAUGCGCUCGUGCUUUCCGCAACAUUCCUGGAGUUGACGUCCUGAACGUGGAACGCUUGAACAUUCUGAAGCUUGCUCCGGGAGGUCAUUUGGGUCGUCUUAUCAUCUGGACCGAAUCUGCUUUUAAUAAGCUGGAUGCCAUCUACGGAACCCAGGUUGCCAACUCGUCUGAAUUGAAGAAGGGAUGGUCUGUGCCGCUCGCCAAGAUGCAGAAUGCUGACUUUGCUCGCAUCAUCCGCUCCGAAGAAGUCGUGAAGGCCAUCCGCGCGCCGAAGAAAAACCUUGUCUCAGCAAAGGUCCACCGCAACCCUCUUAAGAAAAGACAACUCUUGCACAAGUUGAACCCUUAUGCCACCGCAUUGCGACAGGCUGCAAGAAAGGCCGGAAAGGCUUGA
Caenorhabditis auriculariae is the source of this 4506-nucleotide messenger RNA. The record is from the annotation of a GenBank genome assembly. NCBI's taxonomy places the organism in Eukaryota, Metazoa, Nematoda, Chromadorea, Rhabditida, Rhabditidae.